Molecule: messenger RNA, 2739 nt
Organism: Porites evermanni
Lineage: Eukaryota; Metazoa; Cnidaria; Anthozoa; Scleractinia; Poritidae
Source: the annotation of a GenBank genome assembly
AGAUUUCGGAUAGCUGAAGGAUGGGCAUGGAGAGAUGACAUUGACUACAGCAGGACGACAAUGGAAAAGAGUAUUUCAACCAUGCAUGAGAAACAAAGGAUUAAUUUAACUAAGGAAGACCUUCUGUUAUCCGUGGCACAGGAUCCUGGACUAGACUACGGGCAAGGGCGGUAUCUUGAGCUGGAAGGAGUGGACGAUUAUGUGAUGUGGCACGAUGGCCCAGAGCCAACAAAGAAAGAAAUUAACAGAAAGUAAGAGUGACUUUUGUCUUACAAUUUGUCUGACUGUCUUAUAAUUUACAGUUCUUUCUUUGAUCCCAUUUAUACGGAGAAAAGGUAUCCUGGGUAGAAUAGUCACCCGCUACUUGAAUUACCGUGGGUGCGUGAGCCAACUUUUCCUACAUUUCCUUACAAAACGUGGCGAACUGUUUACAUGAGAAAUAAAACGUUGUUCCGGCUACAAGGAGGGUAGCCAACAGGUGGCGAGAUUCGGGAUUGAGAGUAUGCACGGGAGGUGAGACGCCAAACAUAAACCUCGGGAUUACGGGAGUGCCCGAAAUUUUGGGUCGGGAUUACGGGAUUGAAGAACCUUUUUUGCGGACCCUCUUCAAGGGUGAGCCGCCUUUCUGGGUCACCCCUAUUUGAUGGCAGCCCAGCCGGGUCAUAUAAGCAUUUUGACUGGACAAACAGAGCAUGCGUGAGUGCUGUUAGCUCGGGCAAAGGGGUCACCUUUUGUGUCAUAUAAACGCUCACUAAAGGUGGCUCGACUGGGAAGGUGACCCUGUUUUCCGGGACAACUUUUCUUCAAAUGAACGGGGUCUUAUAAUUAACGGACAACCUGUUGACUCAGUUGACGGAUUGUAGGACUGCUUGGCGGAAGGUGGCGGGUUCAAAUCACGGCCGGACCAUCAACAAACGUCUUAAACUUGUUCGAUCACGUUGAUUAAGAUUAAGACCUUCAUUCACUUUAUAUUAUCGUGUCUUAGGGAAGGGACUUCAUAAAGCGAUAAGCCUCUUAAUUGCUUAGAGGGGAGGGGGGUGGGGGUUAAGAAAUCACGUUACUGUCGAUCAUAGGAGCCUUUUGGUACAAUUAAAGAGAGUACAAAAUGAUUAUUGUAAUAAUGUAAAUAAUGUAUUCGAUACUUUGGUUUCGUUUCACAGAAUACGAAGCUGUAAGAAGCCAAUUCAAAACGUACUUCUUCUAAAGACUCAUUUCACCGGAUCUGACGUCAUCACCAACAUUCUCAAUCGAUUCGCUGAUCUACGGGGCCUGCGCGUAGCUCUGCCUAGCGGGGGUCUGUCGACAUUUUAUUGGCCAUCAAGAUUUCACUGGAAAUACGUCGACAUCAUGUUACUUGAUGGCGCCCUUCCCAAUAUACUUUGCAAUCAUGCACGAUUUAAUGGUGACGUCAUGGAUGAGAUAAUGCCGCCUCGCACCGCCUUUAUUACUAUAGUCCGCGAUCCCAUGUCGCAUUUCGAGGUGACAUUCCGUAACCUAGAGUUCGCGGAGGUUUUGGAAAUGGAGGGCGUGCCACAUCCUCAUAUGGUCUUCUUGGAAAAUCCGGGCAAAUACAUUACUAGAGCCAUCCAGCACAAGAGAUUUAAGGUUCGGUCAUUCAAAUUCAAACGGCGCAACAAAUCUUUGACAAUAAACCAACUACGAUAUAUUAAAAUUCAUACUUGGCUGCGAGGCUUGGGGGAAAAAAAACAAAAGAAAUCAUAUGAAUAAUACAUUUCUUUUGUUUUAUUCCCCCAAGCCACAGAGCCAAGUAUGAAUUUUAAUUUAUUGAGAAGCAUCACAAGAAGUUUAGUGGAAGUGCAUGAAUAUAGUGAAUUAGUAAAAUCCAACCAGUGGUCUAUUAUCAAUGCUGCGUUCUGAUUGGUUGAGCUACUACUAGGCUAUAUGUUAUAGCCCACUAGUAGAGAAAAGCGCGGGCUUUUUGGCGGCAAAAAAGGAUUAAAGUCUAGCUUUAACUAGACAAAAUUUUUUUAUUCCAACUAGUUGGUCAAUUUGAUAUCACGGUAACAACAGUAUCCUUUGUUACUGUUUUAGGAUUCUCUGAAUCUCAUCAAGAAUGGAAUGUUCUUCGACCUUGGUCUUCGUACGACAGACUAUCAUAAACCCGAAGUAGUGAAAGACGCAAUUAUAGACAUCGACGACAAAUUCACUCUGGUGUUAAUUUAUGAGUACUUGGAUGAAUCUCUUGUAUUGAUGAAGAGAAAACUUUGUUGGCAACUCGAUGAUGUUUUGUAUCUCAAAUUUCAUUAUCAACGUCAUGGAGAACCAUCGCUAAACGAAAUGAUGAGCAGCGGCUUUGUGGAAAAAAUUCAGCGAUGGAAUAAAGCUGACUUCAUGUUGUAUCAAUAUUUUAACGACACACUUUGGAAUGAAAUUCACUUUGAAGGAAAAGAAUUUAUUGAGGAGCUUCGCGAUUUUAGAUCUAAACAUGAAGAAAUGGAACGAGACUGUCUUGGGUUUGGAUCAGUAAAUGUAGAGAAAAUCACUCUCAAUCCGAACGUUUCAUCGUAUAAUCGAUAUUUAUGCGAAAAGAUGCUCUUUAACGACAUAGAGUAUAUACACUACUUCCGGAAAAAGAUGGAAAAUGUUAAAAUGACCGCGCCCGCCAACAACACUGCGGAUGGGAAUAGAAAUAGAAUACACUCUGGGCAUGCACAGGAAAGAAAUGAAGUUCAGUUAAACAGAAACGAGACAGAAGCGAGCGUGGUUUCAACGCGAUGA